AUGGCUACAAGCGACACCAUCGCUCUUCCGGACGGAUUUUCCUGCAAGACCGUCAAGUUCACCAAGGAGCAGCUUCAGUCUCUUCCCAAUGACUACUAUACUUGUGUCGGGGAUCAGGUCUUUCUAUGUCCCUGGAAAGUGGAAUGCAGAUACCUCGUACCCGCUACGUGCACUAUCAAGCUCACGUGGUCAUCGGGGGCAGAUUUGGGAGACCCCGACGAUGUUGCAGACUGGGAGAUCAGAGGGCCUUUCGCUCUGGCUAAGGCUAUCGGACAGCGCCGAGCCCGGUUCCCAACCUGCAAGCGUAUGCUUGGCUACAUCGUCCGCAAUGACUAUGUGCAGGUUUUCUUCGAGAAGCCGCAGAUUCUGAAUGAUGGGGCCGUUGUGUUGAAGAAGGUCGAGUUUGACGGACGGUCGACAUUUCACGGCCACAACGACAAGGAAACCGUCCUGAAACCCCUGAACAGGGUGGUCCCACGUAAUAAGUAUGACCCGAAGGAGGCUGAAUGGUGCCGUGCGUGUCUCCGGCAGAAGGGGACUCCCGUGGAGGGCUUUGGCUUCACUGCGCUCCUACCUGUGGUGGAGCAAACCGGGUUUGAAGACUGUAUCUCUGCCAAUGCAUGCCUGAUAUGUGGGCGGGAGCAUGAGCCCUAUAAUGUGAAUCGAAAGACUUUAACUGCUUAG
Molecule: messenger RNA, 684 nt
Organism: Aspergillus saccharolyticus JOP 1030-1
Lineage: Eukaryota; Fungi; Ascomycota; Eurotiomycetes; Eurotiales; Aspergillaceae
Exons: 1
Coding region: 1-684 (227 amino acids)
Source: RefSeq, a predicted model, not a curated record